Cicer arietinum (chickpea) is the source of this 670-nucleotide messenger RNA. RefSeq lists its product as uncharacterized. NCBI's taxonomy places the organism in Eukaryota, Viridiplantae, Streptophyta, Magnoliopsida, Fabales, Fabaceae. The record is from RefSeq and is a predicted model, not a curated record.
AGUUUUGUUUAUUAUUGAACUGUUACCGUUGAUGUUCUGGUUUGUGGCUGUGAAUAGAUAGAUAUGGCAGUUUGGGUUUCAGAUAUAGUUGGACCUGGACGGAGCUGCAAUUGCAAGUUUUCAUGUCACCGGCGUAGGAUUAAUGUUAAUCCACCAAACACGCCCUUAGUGUCAAUUAUUUUUCCCACAACAACGGGAUGGUCUAAUCACUGUCACUCUAGUGUUGUUCCUCGAGCUCUGAAUCCCAAAACGGGAGAUCAAAACUCUACCACUUCAUCUCAAAAGGAGGAUUUAGCGUACGUGGCAAAACUAGUGGUGGGUUCUUUUGGUGGUGCGGGUGCAAUCAAAUAUGGCAGCGCUGUUUUCCCUGAGACAACCACUCCCAACCUUGUGCUGGCUCUUGCCAUCAUUUUUGCUCCUGUGCUUGUUGCUGUCUUACUUUUGGUCAAUGAAAGUCUUCGUCCGAAGCCAUAGAAACAUUAGUUAUUUAUGAUUAUGAACAGAAAAUACUGUAAUUAUCAUUUGUUUGUUUGCUGUUCUGUUGCAUUUCAUAGUUUCUGUUUAGAGUACAUCAACAUUGCCGAAGAAAUUGGACACAUUUCCAAACUAAUAAUCAAGUACUGUUUUUCAAUGAUAACAGGUUAUUACUUAUUAGUAAUAUCAGAUUGCA